CUCAUAUGGUCGCUCAAUUACUAAUGCAAUUUAUAAAAAGUCUGAAUUCACUUCGCUUUUGUUAAUUUCUAGUGAACAUUUACUCGUGCUGUUUUUAGUUUUUGUUUUUAAUUUACAUUAACUUUUUCUUAAAAAAAUUAUGCUCACGGUUAUAAUUUCAUGGUUGAUUUUAUUAAGUUUGGUGCAAGUGCAACCAAAGCAAAGGCAGGGCCUGAUAACUUCCGAUUUGUGGAGGGGUCUGUGGUUUCCUUAUCCUCCAGAAUAUGAACACAAAACGAAUAUUGUAAAGAAAGCGAAUAGCACCGCCUGCGAUAACGGAAAGGACAAUAUCGGCGUAGAUUAUGAUCCCAAAGACAAGCGAGACUCAUAUCACUACUUAUGUUUAUCUAAUAAUCGGACAAACUAUCAACCGCACAUCAACACUACAGCGUUGUUAAACGAAUAUUUUAUACCUCCUGCCUUCCAACCCUCUAUUAAAUGUUUGGAUGAGAUAAUUUACUACGGUGAACCGUUACCUACCUAUGGUUCUUAUCGUCCCUUGGCUCCCAAAUAUGGUGUUUACAACUAUUUGCCACCGCAACGUUGGCUUCAUAGUUUAGCUAAUGGUGCAAUUGUCUUACUCUAUCACCCGUGUGCGUUUCCAGGGCAGGUUAAUCUGCUUAAGAAUCUUUUGCAAAGUUGUUUGUAUCGUCAUAUCGUUACACCAUCCCAACUUCUAAGCGCGCAACGACCCAUUGUUUUGUUGUCUUGGGGCAAAAGCUUACAAAUGUCGGUGGUCGACGUAAGAAUAGCUUUAAAUUUUAUUAAAGAAAACGCCAAGCAUGGCUUAAAACAAAAACAAAAAAUUACGUCAGACCGUUACUACGACAUUGAUCUUUUAAGUGAAGCUCAUUUGUUGACGAACGAGCAGGACGGUAUAAUUUGUGGUUACAAUGACGUUAUGUAAUCGAGUCACAAUUCAU
Molecule: messenger RNA, 962 nt
Organism: Glossina fuscipes
Lineage: Eukaryota; Metazoa; Arthropoda; Insecta; Diptera; Glossinidae
Exons: 3
Coding region: 140-946 (268 amino acids)
Cellular component (GO): cytoplasm
Source: RefSeq, a predicted model, not a curated record